AUGAGCAUAAACAAUUGUUUAUGCUUCGACUCCGUCACUGCCUUGUGGAAAAUCGUUCUGAUCACGGGUGGUGGCUCGGGUAUAGGCUUGGAGAUCUCGAGGCAGUUCGGCAGGCACGGCGCUAGGCUCGCAAUCAUGGGCCGGAGAGAGACGGUGCUGCGAGCAGCAGCAGACGAACUGGCAAAAGAGAGAAUCGAGGCCUUGCCUGUCAUGGGCGAUGUGAGGCGAAAGGAGGACGCACACAGUGUCGUGGCUGCUGCAGUGGAGAGAUACGGCCGCCUAGACGUUCUUAUUAAUGGCGCAGCUGGAAACUUCCUGGCAGCUGCAGAAGACCUCUCUGUGAACGGCUUUCGAACAGUCCUUGACAUAGAUGCUGUGGGUACAUUUAACAUGUGUCUGGCUGCUAGACCGUUCCUGCAAAGGGGGGCGCGUGGUAGAGAGGAGGAGGAGAAUGGUGGAUCCAUUAUAAAUAUCAGCGCUACUCUGCACUACACUGCUGCUUGGUACCAAGUACACGUCAUGGCUGCUAAGGCUGCAGUGGAUGCCACCACCCGGUCCUUAGCUCUGGAAUGGGCCACAGACUACGGCAUCCGAACCAACGCGAUAGCUCCAGGGCCGAUAGGUUCGACGCCAGGCAUGGCAAAGCUGGCGCCGUCAGAGCUGGGCAUAGAUGCGGGGGAGCUGAACCCAAUGCAGAGGAUGGGAGACCCGUGGGACAUAGCCAUGGCUGCCCUCUACCUCACAGCAGACACUGGGAAGUAUGUAAACGGAGCAACCUUGGUGGUGGACGGAGGGGGCUGGCUGUACCGGCCGCGUGUGUUUGACAAGGAGGUCAUCCGGGAGGUGUCUCGUGCCGUGGAGCGCCGAUCCAGACAGGCUGCACAUGGUUCUUUUUCGCAGGGUCAACAUAGGAGCAAGCUUUGA
Messenger RNA from Closterium sp. Yama58-4, 924 nucleotides. The record is from the annotation of a GenBank genome assembly. NCBI's taxonomy places the organism in Eukaryota, Viridiplantae, Streptophyta, Zygnematophyceae, Desmidiales, Closteriaceae.